This is a messenger RNA of Zasmidium cellare ATCC 36951, 276 nucleotides long. RefSeq lists its product as uncharacterized. Lineage: Eukaryota; Fungi; Ascomycota; Dothideomycetes; Mycosphaerellales; Mycosphaerellaceae. The transcript is spliced from 2 exons. The coding region runs from base 1 to 276 and encodes 91 amino acids. Gene Ontology annotation, molecular function: protein binding. The record is from RefSeq and is a predicted model, not a curated record.
AUGGCCAGAGCCGAAGCCGAAAUCAUCAGUGGCCGACCUACCGUUCGCAUCUACAUCCAGUUAGUCAUGAUGUCCGAGAGGUUCGCCCUUGGGAUUCCCCUGUCCACAAUCAUCGCACAGCUGAGGGUCUUUGCGAGGAAGCGCACGGGCGUGGCUCCGGAGACUCAGCGCCUCAUCUGUCGUGGGAAGCAACUCGAAGAUCACCGGACGCUGAACGAUUAUUGUUGCUACGGAGACGACGAGAUCCAUGUGUUGUUGAGACUGAUGGGUUCGUAA